AUGGCUCCAAUACCCAGCAAAGCUAGGGUGUACGCGGAUGUCAAUCCCUCGAAGCCACGUGAAUACUGGGACUACGAAUCACAUGUCAUCGAAUGGGGUAACAUAGACGAUUAUCAGUUAGUUCGAAAAUUGGGUCGCGGGAAAUAUUCUGAGGUGUUCGAAGGAGUGAAGAUAACUACUGAAGAGAAAGUUGUUGUUAAAAUACUGAAGCCUGUUAAAAAGAAGAAAAUCAAAAGAGAAAUCAAGAUAUUGGAAAAUCUUCGGGGUGGAACAAAUGUCAUCACCUUGCUUGAUGUCGUCAAGGACCCGAUUUCUCGCACUCCAGCGUUAAUUUUUGAAUAUGUGAACAAUUCGGAUUUCAAACAGCUAUACGGAACUCUUAGCGAUUUCGACAUUCGAUUCUACUUGUAUGAACUUCUAAAGGCACUGGACUAUUGUCACUCACAAGGAAUCAUGCAUAGAGACGUGAAGCCCCACAAUGUUAUGAUCGACCAUGAAAAGAAACAGCUGCGUUUGAUUGACUGGGGUUUGGCCGAGUUCUACCAUCCAAAACAAGACUACAAUGUACGAGUCGCCUCACGGUAUUUCAAGGGUCCGGAACUUUUGGUCGAUUAUCAGUGUUAUGAUUACUCGCUAGAUAUGUGGAGUCUCGGUUGCAUGCUCGCCAGUAUGAUCUUUCGUAAGGAACCCUUCUUCCAUGGACAUGAUAAUUAUGAUCAGCUUGUCCGCAUUGCAAAAGUAUUGGGAACUGAAGAGCUACACGAAUAUAUUGACAAGUAUCACAUAGAACUGGAUCCGAGAUUCAACGAUAUUCUUGGUCGGCAUUCACGGAAACGUUGGGAAAGAUUCAUUCAUGCUGAGAAUCAACAUCUCGUCACACCAGAAGCUAUCGAUUUCCUCGACAAGCUGCUCCGUUACGACCAUCAGGAGCGCUUAACUGCUCGUGAAGCUAUGGCUCAUCCUUAUUUCUACCCCGUUGUUGAGGCCGCUCGUCAGGGCGGUGACACGAUUUCCGUGAAGAGUGAACACUCUGAAAUCCUUCCACAAAUCGCUGCUACAUCCUAA
This is a messenger RNA of Necator americanus (New World hookworm), 1065 nucleotides long. RefSeq lists its product as uncharacterized. Gene Ontology annotation, molecular function: protein serine/threonine kinase activity; ATP binding. NCBI's taxonomy places the organism in Eukaryota, Metazoa, Nematoda, Chromadorea, Rhabditida, Ancylostomatidae. Gene Ontology annotation, cellular component: cytosol; protein kinase CK2 complex; nucleus. Bases 1 to 1065 code for a protein of 354 amino acids. The record is from RefSeq and is a predicted model, not a curated record. Gene Ontology annotation, biological process: peptidyl-threonine phosphorylation; peptidyl-serine phosphorylation; regulation of cell cycle. The transcript is spliced from 11 exons.